Messenger RNA from Rotaria sordida, 2337 nucleotides. Lineage: Eukaryota; Metazoa; Rotifera; Eurotatoria; Philodinida; Philodinidae. The record is from the annotation of a GenBank genome assembly.
AUGAUUAAUACUAAUAUUACUAAUAAUGAAAAUAAUAAAAUAACAAAUAAUUCAAAAUAUUUACCAUUUAAUAUUCAAUGGCUUGAUUCAAGUUAUCAACAAACAUGUUUAUCUGAUAGUCCAUGGCAAAAGAUUCUCAAUAAUCUUGAACCAAUUGUAGCAAAUAGAGCACGUGAACAAUUUAAUAAUCGUCAACGUCGUCAAAUACUUAUUGAAUUACUUGGUACACAAUUUCAAUGGAAAUUAUUUCCCACGGAACCUGAUAUUCCUUAUAUAUUAAUUCCACCUUAUAUGCUUGAAGAAGAUCGACAUAAACUUGAAAAUGAAGCAAAAUCAUGGCUACAAAUACAAGUCUUUAAAGCAGCAGUUGAGAUAGGAGCAACUGUAACAGAAGAUCAAGAUAUUAAUCAAUUAUCAAAUGAUAUGAAAAAUUUUCUUGAAUAUACAUAUGAAAUAGUAUCGAAAUCAUUUGAACGUUAUUUAUAUCAAAUACAAUAUAAAGAAGAAAUUAUGAAACAAGAAGAAAAAUUACAAGAAAGAAAUAAGAUAAAAAAUCAAAAUGAAUUAUUUAGUCAUUCAAAAUUUCGUUCGAUUCUUCGAGAUUCACAAACUAAUUCAAAAAAAUUACCAAUCAUUAAUGAAUUGAUUUCAGCUUCUUCUCAUCCUAUGUCAUCUCAAUAUAGUGAUAUAAUAUCAAAAUCUAUUAUUGCAUUACUUAAAUGUGAUUUACGUCGUGUAAUAUUUAUAAAAGAAAAAUUAUUUGGUCAACAAUUACCAAUUAUACUUCGACAAUUUAUUUGGACAGAAUGUUUAUUACGAUUUGAAAAAAAACUAUUUGAUAAUGAUCUUAGUUUUGUUGAAUUUCAAAUAAGACGAGAUUUUGCUACUGGUGUAACACGAGGAAAAAAUGAGCUUAAAUUAAAAAGUCCAUUAAAUACACCAGUAACAAAUCUUAUUGAAAAUGCUGUUAUUGAAACAUAUAGUAAAAUUCAUGCAUUACAUCCAUAUCUUGAAGAACAACAUUUAAGAUUUACAAUAAAAAUUUUAAAUGUUCUUUAUACAUAUAGAAAAGAUUAUAAAUCUUAUUUUAUAUAUUGGUUAUUACCAUUUCAAUUAUCUUAUAAUAAUAAUAAUAAUGAUGGAAAUAAAAAUGAAGAACUUUAUGUUAUUGCAAUGCAUUUAAAUUUAUUUAUUCGUCAUUGUUUUCCUCAAUGGUCAAAUAUAUUUUCAAUAGCAAAUGAAAUAAUGGUUGAUUUAUCUAUAAAUGAUCAAGAAUUUUAUCAACAUUUAAAAUCAAUAUCAAAUAUACGUAAAAAAAUUAAUCCUAAAGAUUUCAUUCAAGAAAUUAUAUCAUUAGAAAAUAAACAAACUAGUAAUCCUAUACAAUAUACAAAUGAUUUAAUAUCUGAUCCAGUUAUAUUUCUUCGAAAAUGGAUAAGUCAAAUGUUUGUUGGUAUACUUAAUUGUAAUUCUGUACUUUAUUUAUGGGAUCAAUUUUUUAUGAUAAAAUGGAAUAGAAUUUAUAUUAAACAUGCAAUAAAAGCAAUAUUAUAUUUAUUACGUAAUCGUUUUAUGUAUGCAAUAGAUUAUAAUGAUAUGAGAAAAAUUUUUUUGGAUGAACCUUAUCUUCUAUAUACAUCAAAUAUUCAAACAGCUUUUGUUCAUCUUGCUAUUAAAAAUAAUGAUCCAAAAUAUAUUCCAGAUAUGAAUCAACGUUUAUAUCCAUCGAAAUUAAUAAAUAAUACUCGAUUUAUUACAAAUAAACAAAAAACAUAUUUAGAAACAAUGGGUAUAAAAAAUAUUUCAUUAAGUUUAAUUAUACCUAUGAGUCAAAAUUUUCAACAAGAAUUUCAAUAUAAAUCAUUAAUAGUUGAAAUUCAAGUAUAUGAAGAUACAGAAAUAUUAAAAAUUAUUUCAACAAAAUCAGUUCCUAUUAUUCAAGAAAAACAACAGUCAAUGUAUAAAUGGCAGAAAAUUACAAUUGAUAUACCAAAUGAAAAAUUAAUUAUAUCAAUUCAACAAACUCGUCAAUCAUUUAUACCUACUCGUAUUCAAGCGCUUGUUCUUAUUCAUCAACGAUUAGAUACUGUUACUCUAAAAACUCUCGGUUAUUGUCGUUUUCCAUUGUAUAUUCCACAGAAAAUUGGUAAUUUAGAUACAUGGGAGGUGACAUUUGGACCAGUAAAACGUGCUUUACAUUCUGGUAUACCUCCACCUUCGAUCGAUAUGAUAUCCGAUAUACCUAAACCAUCUGUAGCCAAUACAAUUGGUCCAGGUUCAAGCAUUUCUCUCGUUAUUUUUGAUCCGAAAACUGAACAAUAUUCUCAUCUAAUUUAA